UUUAUGUGAAAGCAUAUGAAAGGCCACACUCGUAAAGCAGCAGAAAUAACCCUGGUCGCUGGAAUCAUCAGAAUCGCGGUCAGUCGUGUUGUGCGUCUCACAGUGCUAACUAGUGACAUCAAACAUGGUUCUGGACACAGAAGACUGGGCUGAUGAGCUCCCAGCAGAACAAAUUGCCGUUCUUCGCAAAGCGUUCGAUGGCUUCGACCACAACCGCUCGGGCAGUAUCCCAUGUGACUUCGUCGCUGACAUCCUUCGAAUGAUGGGGCAGCCCUUUAACAAGAAGAUCCUUGAGGAACUCAUCGAAGAAGUUGACGCUGACAAGUCUGGUCGUCUGGAGUUCCCUGAAUUCGUAACACUGGCCGCCAAAUUCAUCGUAGAAGAAGACGCUGAAGCCAUGCAAAAGGAACUCAGGGAAGCAUUCAGAUUAUACGACAAAGAAGGCAAUGGUUACAUUCCCACAUCGAGCCUGCGUGAGAUCCUGCGAGAACUGGACGAGCAGCUCACAGACGACGAGCUAGACGGUCUCAUCCAAGAGAUCGACACUGACGGCAGCGGUACCGUGGACUUCGAUGAGUUCAUGGAGAUGAUGACUGGGGAAUAAAUAUAUUUAUUACAAUGCUUUUUAUACUUUAAUAUAAGGCUAUAUUUAUGUUAUAUAUAUACUCGUUGAAACUCUCUGAAAAAUGAUAUAUAAAAUAAAAUAUUCACAUGAUUUGUCUAUAAAGUCUAAAGUGCUGUUCUUUGUACAAAUAAUCUUUGGUUCACAUUUACCGAAUGUGUGUGACUGUAUAAUGUUAAUGUUACUUCUACUUUAUUAAUAAAACUUUUACUAUACUAAA
Danaus plexippus (monarch butterfly) is the source of this 842-nucleotide messenger RNA. Its product is annotated as troponin C, isoallergen Bla g 6.0301-like. Bases 125 to 604 code for a protein of 159 amino acids. Gene Ontology annotation, molecular function: calcium ion binding; enzyme regulator activity. The record is from RefSeq and is a predicted model, not a curated record. The transcript is spliced from 6 exons. Lineage: Eukaryota; Metazoa; Arthropoda; Insecta; Lepidoptera; Nymphalidae.